Spea bombifrons (plains spadefoot toad) is the source of this 1095-nucleotide messenger RNA. RefSeq names its product interleukin-18-like. The transcript is spliced from 5 exons. Lineage: Eukaryota; Metazoa; Chordata; Amphibia; Anura; Pelobatidae. The record is from RefSeq and is a predicted model, not a curated record. Bases 130 to 735 code for a protein of 201 amino acids. Gene Ontology annotation, molecular function: cytokine activity. Gene Ontology annotation, biological process: inflammatory response; immune response.
AAAUAUGUUUCCACACCCUAAGAUAAUGUUAAAUAUGCAAAUUUUCAUGUGAUGUUUUUUUGCCAAUGCUUUUAGAACAACCAUGAGUAACUUUGGUAGUGAUGCAAUUUUGCAAUGUUACCAUGAGUCAUGAGAAGAAAUAAAGAAACCCCUUAUUUGUGUCAUCAUCUCGCUUACAUUUGGUGUUUAAGGGGAAUAAUUGAACGUUAUAUGAACAUAUUGUCGGUAGUUAAGAUGCAGCAGGAAGAUGAAGUUGACGCCUUUAGACUUGUUACGCCAACAAAUCCUGCGGAGAUAUCUAUUCAAAACAUCGAUCAGCGGACGCUAAUAACAGAAAAAACAGAAAAGAAUUUCACAGCUCAGUUUGUAAAAAACGAUUCUGACAAUCAAUCCAAAUUUUUACUGUACACAUAUAAAGAAACGUUACCACCCAGAGGAAUCCCAGUGCUUUUUUCUGCUACUAUAGACAAUAAACGCUUUCUUAUGUGUUGUGACAACGACUCUUCAAUCUAUUUUAAGAAAGAAGAGCUGCCAAUCGACAUAAGUUCUAAGCAUAGUGAGUUCAUUUUUUAUCAAAGAUCCUUUUCAGCGGGACAUACUUCAUUUUCCUUUGAGUCAUCGGUGAAGCAGAAUUUUUACCUUGCAUUUGAAGAAGAGGGCAAUAUACAAAAACUGAUUUUAAAGCAUUGCCCUCCAGGAAAACUGGAUGAAACCAUACAGAUGAAAGUUUUUUAAUCCAGUAGCAUCCUAAACCAUGAAACAUUUUGUUGGCCUGUAUAAUUAAGUCUUAUUUGCUUUAUGGUGUAUUUAAAGCUUUUCUUAUAGAAAGUACAAAAAUGCAUUUUAUUCCAGGUUUACAUUAAAAGUAAUUUUCUAAAGUCCUAGAAAUUACUUUUGAGAUCCAGAUAUUAGUUUAAUGGGAAAUUUCUACACAAAUGGUGCUCGUUCAACCAUUAUUAGGCUGUAACAAUCUUCUUGUAGCCUACAAAGUGAUAGGUCAACAAGCAUUUAACCCAGUGGGAGACAUACCUCUACUUCCCAUAUUGACCUUGUGUAACCAUCUCCUUGAUAUGAUACUGUGUAUCAAUAAAAGUA